Messenger RNA from Hypomesus transpacificus, 5090 nucleotides. It is a transcript of the gene pwwp2a, whose product is annotated as PWWP domain containing 2A. Bases 503 to 3916 code for a protein of 1137 amino acids. Lineage: Eukaryota; Metazoa; Chordata; Actinopteri; Osmeriformes; Osmeridae. The record is from RefSeq and is a predicted model, not a curated record. The transcript is spliced from 3 exons. Gene Ontology annotation, molecular function: histone binding; chromatin binding. Gene Ontology annotation, cellular component: nucleus.
GUAACUCGUAACACUGGGUCGCUCAGUAACAUUUUAUUGAUUGGUCUUAGUUCAAUUUUACCGUGCAGUUACGUUCCGAAAAUGAACCAGACCAGAUUAGAAUAGAACAUUGUCCAUCCCUCAUACAGAUCUAGAGCCGUGCAGCAGCACCUUGGGUCGUGUAGUAUUUACGUACUCCCGUUCAAGACUCAACCUCCUCAUCUCAUUAUGGCACAAUCAUUACCAUGAGUAUGAGCUCUAAGACCUCUCUGAUGUCUUAACAAUGAAGGUUGGGAGACAAUACAAUGUCGCCCCUUGCGGUAAAGGGUCACAAAGGCAGACAAAAGGAGCCAAUUACAAUGGUGUUUCCAGGGGUUUCUCUUGAAUGGCGUUAAUAUCGACGGCACAACUACAACUCUGUACUUAACCGGCCUAUCCCAAGUCUUCUUGGCUCUGGGUGGGCGGGCCUUUGCGCUAUCGCAGGGAGAAGAGGACUUGGCUACAGAAGUAAAGCGGAAAGAAAAUGGCGGCCGUGGCUGCGGAGCCAGGAGCUGCUGCUGCAGCAACAACAACCGCAGGGGACGUGGGAGAUCUUGACCCGGUGCCACCCGUGCCGGGGACAGACAUCGUAUCAGACGAAACGCAGGAGUAUGUGCCAGUCUUGGACCUAGUUCACCAACUCAAGGAUGGAGAUGCAGUUCAGGAAUGCGGCCAGGUCCAAAUGGAGCUAGUGAGCAGGCCAGACCGAGAAGCAGCGGGAAAAGCGCUUGCAGCUCAUGCUGAGGAUGAACACAUCGAGGCAGGAUGUCUCCGGGUUGGCGGGGAAAAGACUACCGAACACGACGCACUCAAGGUCUACGAGACGGGGUACACAUUAGCCAUAGGUGAACGUUUAAUAGACCGAUAUUCGCCCGUCGUUGAAGCCCCAAACGAGGUCAGUAACAAGCACGAGCCCUACGCCUGCCACCAGACUAACGUUGGCCCCAUCUCAGACUCGCAACCUUCCGUUGUCUUUUUGCAUUUGUUCCCUGCGCAUCCUCUCGCGACGGAGGUUGGGCUCUCCCUUGCAGAACAGGCAAAACCCACAGAACCCACAAUCGAUUACUACCAGAAUCCAGAACUAGCCCAACACGAUUUGGAGUGUGACUAUAGAGCUUUAAUAAAGCCGACUCUGGACAGGGAGAAGGAGCCCGAGUCCGGUGAUGACGUUCAUCUCGGUUCCGAAUACAAGGAUGCGCCCUCUGAGGAUGCUCUGCUUGAGCGCCCUCUGCCAAUGAACGACGCUCUAGAACCGGAACCGGUUUCGGAGAGCGAGGCGUCUCUCGGAACAUCCAUGGAAACGAAUUACAUGUGUGACUUUUCAAGCGUUGAGCCGCAGAACUCCGGCGUGCCGGCCGAGCCAACGAACUUCCUGCAGGAAAGACCGGCUGAGUCAAAACCAACCGUGCCGUGUCAUGUCGAGACCGCGGAUAUUCCGCCCGGGUCGGUGGACCAGCUCACACCAGGAUCUGAGGUUCGAGUCUGUCUGGACCACAUCAUCGAUGACGCGUUAGUGGUGUCCUUCCGUUUGGGGGAGAAGAUAUUCUCGGGGGUGCUGAUGGACCUGUCAAAAAGGUUUGGACCCUAUGGAAUCCCCAUCACUGUGUUCCCCAAGAGGGAGUACAAGGACAAGCCAGAAUCUAUGCAGAUCAUGACAGAACCUCCAGCAGAACCGACCCAGCUGGAGAAGGAUAUCCCCCAGAGCCAGGACGAUAGCCCCCCCUCCCAGGCCGAGCCUGCCCUCCCUUCUAAGCCGGCAGUGGCCACUCCUCACCCCUCCCCCCACGUCGCCCAUCCCCCAGCCCUGCCUCACCCCUGGACCUCCCGCCCCCCCCCUCUGUUCCAGGAGGGGGCCCCCUAUCCCCCUCCUCUCUUCAUCAGGGACACAUACAACCAGUCCCUACCUCAGCCCCCCCCUCGCAAGAUCAGGCGGCCCAAAAGGCGCCUGUACCGCGAGGAGCCCACCUCUAUCAUGAACGCCAUCAAGCUCCGCCCCCGCCAGGUGCUGUGCGAUAAGUGUAAAGGUGUGGUGGGCGGGGACAAGCGGGAGACGGCGCCGAGGAGGGCGCCUGUGUCCGACUCCCGGGGGGACGAUGCCAAACGGAGACGCAGCGACAGCGUGGCGACGCCGGUUAGCAAACGCCCCCGGAACGACCCCCGUGAGGAGAAAGGUCGCGGGGCAGAAACAAAACGGCAUGGGGCGGCGUCUUCGAAUGUACGAACGUCCAACUCUGCUUCCUCCUCUUCCUCUCUGGCACACAGCCGGGGAGGAGCCUCUGGGAACCGUGCCCUGAGGGGCGUGUCAUCCACACCAUCGUCGUCCACGCUGCCCAAUAGUGGCAGCUCGCGGGCGCAGCUGAACGCCAAGAAGGUUCUGCAGGGUAAGAGUGCCAUUGUGGACCACACCAAGGCCCGGGAGGUUCUGAAAAUGGCCCGGGUACAGAGGAGGCAGAGGGAAACCGCCGCCGCCCCCACCCCCCUGGCCAGCACCGUCUCCACCAAUGCCCACCCCAAGACCAUGACACGCUCCGCGGCUCUCCAGGAGGCCCACCAGAACCAGAAGGUCCACUUCACCCGCCGGCUCCAGCAGAUCAGUGGAAUGGGACCGGUCAGCGCUGCCCCCCUCCCCCCCCGGAUGCGGAUCAAGCCUCAAAGGUACCGUAACGAGGAGAACCAGGCCUCGUCCCCUCCUAAGGUGCCCGGCCCAGAGAAGGGUCCGGCAGGCCAGGCAGGCAGCCGCCUAAGCCCCCCUAAGCCUGCCUCCGGCCAGGCUAAAGCUGCCACCCUAGGCCCAGGCCUCGCCUCGGCCGUAGCCCCAGGUACAGGCCUGGCUUCAGCUCCAGUCCCAACCAUAGACCCUGCUUCUGCACCUCUGCCAGACCCUUUGCUAGCCUUAGACCCAACCCCAGGCUUCAGUUCAGCCCUAGCCCCUUCCCCAGCUCCUACCCCUGCUCCCUCCCAUGUCCUGGCCACAGAUGUGGCCCGCUGCUCCACUACUAGCUUCCUUUGCUUAUCCAGCUGCACUGCUGAAGCCUCUGUUUCUCAGCCCCAGAGCCCCCCUGGUGAGCCUGAGCCCCAGGUUGAGCUCCUCCCACAGGCCUCUCCUGAGGUUGGCGUCCCUGGGGUGGGGGGCGAGGACCAAGGAGGGCCAGAGGAAAGGCAGGGGGCGCGCGGGAGCAAAGUGUCGACGUCCGGCAACCUGGUCGUCCUCAUGACCCUCGACUCCCGGCCCCCGCUCCCCCUGCCGGACUCGUCCUCCUCCACUUCCAGGUGCAGCGUGGACAGCGCGGACGAGCUCAAGUCCUCCCGCUCCUCCGAGUGUAGUUCCACGGAGACCUUCGAGUUCCCUCCCCCUGGGGACAACUCCCCCACCCCACCUCCUCCUCCCGCUCCGGGCCCUUCCUCCUCCUCCGGGCCCGGAGAGGAUGCUGACACCCCCCCUCCUCCCGACCCGCCUCCCGCCUCCCCUCCAAAAGAUGGAGACGCCAAAAAGAGGCGCAAGUCGUCUAAAGCAGGCGUAUUCUCCAAGAGCGUCUCCAAGUGUGUCUCGGUGGAGGGGCGUACCACCUGCGUGGGCGACAUUGUGUGGGCCAAGAUAUAUGGCUUCCCCUGGUGGCCGGCCCGCGUGGUGGGCAUCAGCAUCAGCCGCAGGGACACAGGGCUCCUGGUCCGCCAGGAGGCGCGCGUCUCCUGGUUCGGCUCUCCCACCACCUCCUUCCUCCCCCUUACCCAGCUGGCUCCCUUCCUGGAGAGCUUCCAGUCGCGCUUCGACAAGAAGAGGAAGGGCCUGUACCGCAAAGCCAUCACCGAGGCGGCCCGCGCCGCCAAGCAACUCACCCCGGAGGUCCGCGCCUUGCUUACGCAGUUCGAGACUGCUGCAACGUUGAAAGGCUGUUGAUGGUGGGCGGGCCCUGUGUUUCACACACUGGCACUGGUGGAGAGACAUGCGUGCAACAUGACUGACAGGACGUCUUUGGCCACCAUGGAGAAGGGGGGGGGGGGGGGGGGUCAUGUAAUGGACAUAAUUAGUCUUAUUUAAGGAACAGAAGAAUGAAGAGUUCUAUAUUUAUAAGGUAAUGCAGAAUGCCUAGAGGCCUCCUGCCACAUCUGGUUCAAAUAUCAUUGACACAUAUUGUCAGACAGUCAGGCUGAGUUCCAUAUGGUUUUCUGGACACACUGAAACCAAUAGGAACAGUGUAUUCAUUGGUGGAACUAGGUUGUAACUAAAGUCAAUCAAAUGCGCCUCAGGUACCUGAGUGUCUGAGUUGGAAAUGGGGUCUGCUAACUGUCCAUCAUGCUGAAUAGCACAGUGUGAUAGGUCUGGUUUUGUGUUGUGAUGGGUAGCACAUCCCAGAAGUAACCGCUGAUCUUUCUUCUUUCACUUGUCCAACACCCCACACACACACACAUACACCCUCCUCCAUGGACCUCAGACCAGACAAGGGGUGUAACAACAGGUCAUGCCUUCUCAUACCUAGGGUACCUGUCUCCACUCACCGUCCUAGGAGGCUGGAUCUGAUCUGGAGUAGGCUCUCCAGAGAGGUGGUGUAGGGGUGUGUGAGGAGAUAUAAUUCAGUCAUCCUAAUGGUAUCUGCCACAUCUCAAUGCGCUCACAUACAAACACACACAAAGGAUGUAGGACCCAGCAGGGUAUGUUGAUCUAUGACCUUAAAUAAAUUAAAAACAUAUAUAUAUUCAUGUACAAAAAACAAUAAUAAAUGCAAUAAAGAUUGCAUGUGCUAUGCUGUAGCAGUGGUCAAGGAAUGGGCUUCAUUGUAUUCAAGCUGUUUUCAAAGCCCCCCCCCCCCCCCACCUCCCCUUGGAUUUCCCUUCCUGUCAGUGGUUCACCUAACGAAGCAGACGAAAGUAUGCAUUGCACAUUACAUUCUCACUUUCUGUCUCUCACACUGGCCCCCAACUUAUGUGACUGGCCCCCCAACUCAUGUACAUAUGUGCGUUUCGGAACAAUCAAUGAAUCUCCUCGCCAUGCAGACUGAGGUGGCACAGUUUGGUUAUAGACUAUCUGUUCUGUAUAUCUCUUCCAAUCAGUAAAUCUGCUUUUUGCCUUUGUA